AUGGCUUCAAACAUGUUCCCAGAAGAGGAGUUAACCUGCGGUGUGUGCAGUGACAUCUACAAGGAUCCUGUUGUUCUAACAUGUAGCCACAAUGUGUGUAGAGACUGUCUGCCAAAGUUCUGGCAGGAAAAUGACUGUAAAAAAUGCCCUGAGGAGCUUAACGUCAAUAUUGAAGAUGUUAAGCAAAAACUUACCAAGUUUAACCAGUUCAAGUUCAACUUCCAACGGGCAGCAGACUUCAUCCAGGUCCAGGCACAGGACACGGAGAACCAGAUCAGACAGGAGUUUGAAAAGAUGCACCAAUUUCUACGCGAUGAAGAGGCCACCAGGAUAGCUGCACUGAAGGAGGAAGAGGAGCAGAAGACUCAGAUGAUGAAGGAAGAGAUUGAGGAUGUGGAUAUAGUUAUUAAAGACAUUUUGGCUUCAAUCAGGAGAGCAGAAAGGAGAUACACGAUGAUGGUACAAGAUGAUGUCAGAUUCUUAAAGAAAUACAAGGGCAAUGUGAAAAAACCUAAACGUAACCUGAAGGAUCCAGAGAGGCUUCCAGGAACUCUAAUCAACGUAGCAGAGCACCUGGGGAACCUGAAGUUCAAGGUCUGGGAGAAGAUGAAAGACAUUGUUCAAUACGUACCAGUGACUUUGGAUCCCAACACUGCACAUCCCCAGCUCUCGCUGUCUGAGGAACUAACCAGUGUCACACACAUUGAUGAGGCACAAGACCUUCCUGAUAAUGUGGAGAGAUUUGAUAAACUGUCCAAUGUCCUUGGCUCUGAGGGCUUUGCGUCUGGUACACAUUGCUGGGAAGUAGAGAUUGGGGAGGGGAAUUUCUGGGGUCUAGGCGUGAGAACAGAGUCUGACCAGAGGAAAGGACAGUUUUCGUCUAGCAGUAGAGUCUGGAGUGUUAGCCAUGCUGAUGGUUGGUAG
This is a messenger RNA of Engraulis encrasicolus (European anchovy), 924 nucleotides long. Its product is annotated as zinc-binding protein A33-like. Lineage: Eukaryota; Metazoa; Chordata; Actinopteri; Clupeiformes; Engraulidae. Gene Ontology annotation, biological process: protein ubiquitination. The transcript has 7 exons. Gene Ontology annotation, molecular function: ubiquitin protein ligase activity. Gene Ontology annotation, cellular component: cytoplasm. The coding region runs from base 1 to 924 and encodes 307 amino acids. The record is from RefSeq and is a predicted model, not a curated record.